AGCCAUUGGCUCAUCGGUACAGCAACCUGCCAAAGUGCAUGCCAACUUCACAAGUUUAGAUGGGUCAGCAAAACUGUGGCUGUGGCCCAUGUGACAAGGAUGAGAACGAGACAACUGGCAAGGUGGACGAUGUGGGAAGAUCUGGCUACGCUCUUGACAAGGCAGCCGAGGAGACGAUCUUUGAACCACCGAAUGCUCCAAUUGGACUGCGAAAAGGUUGCAGCCCAAAGGCAGAUCCUGGUCUCGUGGAUUCGAUCGAUGCAUCGGUGAAGGACGCUAAAAAGGCUGUGCCGAAAGCGUGGAGAAAACUCAGAGGUGAAUUUGGAGUGCAAGUGAACAUCUGGGGAAGCCUGGCAAUUGGCUCACGAGGCCAAGGAGACACCAAAAAGAAGGAGCGGGAGAUCGCCAAGAAGGGCAUUGACGCCGCCUUGGCGCAGUUUGAGACCAAUCCUUCUGAGGCACUGGGCUGGGCUGGAUUCAUGGGGGCCGAUGGAGCCGAUGAGGCCGAUGAGGCCGAUGGAGCCGAUGAGGCCGAUGAGGCCGAUGAGGCCGAUGAGACUUCACCAAUAUCCAGACACUUUGACCGCAGUGGUGAGGCCAAUCAAGUUUCUUUGAAGCUUGGUUCCAAGUCUGGAAAGCAGCAACUCCCAGAGUCUAGUAGCACAAGCAAGUCAUGCAACCUUGUUUGUUUCGUUGACGAGACUAGUAACACCGUUUUUGCUCUUUUGACUUUGUUUGCAUCAUUGUCUUUUGAGCCAGUUGUGCAAAUCACCAGAAUGCUUCGCCUUCACUGUUGGAAUAUCCUUCUGGGUAUUUGUGUUGGGUUGACUGUCUUGACCAGUUGUUUUUGCGGAUUUGACUUGACUUGCUUUUUGCUGCUGCCUUUCCGUGAUGGUAGCCUUUGUUUGCUUGAGUCCUUGCUGAUUGUCCUUCUCAAUCUUGCGGCGCAGUGGGUUUGUCUACUGGCCCUGGUGUGCGUGGCAGUCAUGCAUGUGCCUUCUAAGCUGACAGUGUGUCGUCGCUCUCACGUUGUUGUUGUCCGGAAGUCUUUGUGGCCGGAUCUUCUUGGGGGCACUGGUUUGGAGGAAAUUGGUUCCAAGUCAUGGUUGGACAACAUCUUGCAGGGCUUGAAUGCCCGACAACUGAAGCCACCCAUGCAGCAAGUUCGGAUGCUCGCGCAAGAUGAAGCCACUUUGCGGCGACUACAAAAAAGUGAAUCGCUGAAACAUCAGCUUGACAUUAUUUGUGGCGCUGCUUAUAAGGCCAAGUUGUCGUGGAAGAAAAUUGAUCAAAUUGACCCUGUUUCUUCUUCUCUCUCAACUGCUGCCCCGGCGGCUCCUCCUCCUUUGCCUGAAGUGCAAACAUGGAGGUUGCGUGCUCGUGACUGGAAAGUUGUGAAACCAGCAGCUACCGAUGGUGCUACUCGCAUUGUUCGGUCCGUUCCUGCCCAUGCCCCUCCAGUUGGUGUUUUCACUCUUGUCACUCUUGAAGCAACUGCGCGUUCUGAGGUGCAACCGGUCGAGACUAUUGUUGUCUUUCCUGACAAUAGUCAUCACAUGUACAAGGUUUUUCUCACGCACCUCGGCACUGACAAGUUGAGAACUACUGCUUGGACUACGGUAUCGCUUGCUUCGGUUGAUUCUGUUGAAGUGUUGCUUGAAUGGUGGAAAGAUUUGUCUGAUGGAGCUGUUUUGGCUGCCUUUGAUAAAUUUGUGAAACUUGCUUCUUCGCCUGUUGAUUCUGAUAAGGACUCCUUGGCCAACAAGGGCAAGUCCAAAGGCAAAGGCAAGACCAAACAUGGUAAACUGCCUCACCGUUUGUCUGACACUUUGGUCGCGAAUUUGAAUUCACACGUGAGUCAUAUGCUUGGCGAUGCCACUGGCCAAAAGCUGGCUGGCGCAUGGACCGCCUCCGGCCACAAUGUCAGGGCUGAUAUCAUUCGCGUUUCUGUUCGCCUCCCAAAAGCGGAUGCCCUUACCUGUUUGAAAUCGGGAACGCAGCACAGUGCCGUUUUGGUUCGGGAUAUUCACACCAUUCCUGAGGCGAAAGACUUGUGUUGCGUCUGGAUUUCUCCUGGCUGUCCUGUCCUUGAAGGUUCUGCGGCCCACACUCGCCAAAGUUUGCAGUUGUAUUUGGCUAGCUUUGCUCACCCUUGGUCUGUUGUGCGUACUCCUUUUCGUUGGGGGAUCAGGAUCCACAAAGAUCAUGAGAGAGAAGUUAAAGCCAUUGUGCAGCCGCAUGCUGUGUUUGUGCCUGCUGAUCACUUCAAGUAUCGUAUUGCGCAUGUUCCCCGAUCCCUUGAUCCUGCUGUUCUGGUUGCCACUCUGACCUCUGACUCGUUCAAGCCCUACUUGGUUUCGUCUUUCAAGGGAGUUGUGACCAUAGCUGCGCCCUGUCCACCUGCGGACAUUGUGUUUACAAUUGCUGAGCUUGGUUGUACUCUGUUACUUCAGCAUCUUCCUGGUCCUGCCAGUGGUGGUCCUCCUCUUGUCCCGUCCCGCCAUGUUGAAGAUGCGAGCCCAAAGCGAAAGAGUCGGCGAGCUGACUCUGAAAAUGCUUCUGUUGGUCCUGACAAUGGCCAUGGUGCUGACACUCGGGGUGGAGCUAAGGGAGGGGUUCUUUCUACUAAUCCGUUUGGUCCUUUGGAUGAUGCCUAUCAAGUUGCUUUUCCGCCUUUGCCCAACGCUGGUGUUGCUCGGGAGCUCGCUUCGACCGAACCUGAGUUUGAGCUUGGAACCCUGCCUAAUCUCGGGAACACAUGUUUUGCGGCUGUGGCUGUCCGUUGUUUGGCUCACAUUGUCAAAAAGUCGGAUUUGCGCUCGUCUGUCCUUCAAGAUGUUUCCUUGAGGCGUUUGUUGGAUGACUUGUCGCCGGCCCAGUGGACGCGCUUCAUCAAACAUCAUCACCUCGAGCAUGGUCAGCAGCAAGAUGCUGCUUUGUGGUUGCAGAAGUGGUUGGACUCUGAGUCGGUUUUGUGUUCGCAUCUUUCUGUCACUGAACAUGUUGCUCUUGAAUGUGUUGGGUGCAGUGAGCCCAAGACAGCUGAAUCAAGUUUUUCUCUUUGGCGCGUUCCCGCUCCCAGUGGCGGCUCUACUUCGUUGCAGAAGCUGCUUGAUGAUGAUCAAUGCUGUUCGGCCAACCCUGAGGUUGAAGUCUCGUGCUCAUGUUGUUUUGCUGAACACGCGGAAGCUGUGUCUAAGCGUCUUUCUUUGAAUGACUGGCUUCUCAUUCAGACUCUGAGGGCUGAUGUCAAUGAUAAGAAAAAACACACGGCUAUUUCACUCCCCGACACGGUUGUUGUUGCUGAUGCGUCUUGGGAUAUGCACCUUGCCGUGUGUCACUUGGGUGAGUCUGCGUCUUCCGGGCAUUAUGUUUUGCUUGUUCGUUCAGGUCACGAUUGGCUGUUGUAUGACGAUGGAACUUGUCGUGUUGCCUCUGCUCAAGACAUCUUGGAUAUGCCUUCUUCCUGGUCGUUUGUGUUGUAUCGUCGGCGUUGUGAAGGAUCGUCGCCGCAGUCUCCUGCUGUUGUUGUUGACAUCGCUGCCUUGCCUGCAUCAUGUGCUGAUGCCGUUCCUUCGUCAAACCCUCCUGUUGCCCACCCCACGGUUGGUCCUGGCAGGGAUGACCGCCCUGACAUGCCGUCUGCUGACAAGCGUGCUGACAGUGUCAAUGAUUCCAGCGGCCCUCUCCAUGCUGAUUUGCGCAGCUUGCUUGCGGUUUUGUCUCAGCGGGUUGAUGCGCUUGAGGUUGAAGUGCAAUGUCUUCGGGGAGCUGGUUCCCUUCAUGAGAAGCUUGUGUCCUUGGCUUGUCCGGGUUCUGGUCUGUCCGUGCCUGUGCGUUCAACUCUUGGCGAUGCUUGUUCUCCCGGUGGUGACCGUCUAGGAGACACGGUUGCGAGCAACCCUGGCUGUGAUGCGGAUAAGCUUGUUGUUGCCUCUUGUCAGGGUCAGACCGGGAUGCAGGCCCAAUCCUUCCCUUGUGGCCCUCCUCCCCCGGUCGUUAUCGAACCUGUUCCUUCGGACGCUUUACCAAAACGGAAAAAGCCAGUCGAAAAACAAAGCAGCAAUCUGUCAUCAAUUCCUGUGGGCUCUUUUCCCCGUUCCACCAAUCUGGCAAUUGUGGCUGAAAUCCUUCGCUUGCAAACUGCUGGCUUUGCUGAAGUUGCUUGGAUUUUUGAGCGCUUGCACGCUGACUCCAUUUUGCUCCCUUUGGCCCAACAGGCGCAAGACGUUGGUGGUUGGAAAAAUCUGGGUGAAGCUUUGACUUAUAACAGUCGUGAAGCUCAAACUCAACUCCAGAAUGAUGGCAUCCAUAGCCCAAGCGUCCGCUGGCUUGUGUUUCGCAUGCUCCAGCGUGGGAGGUAUAAUCGGUUUGCUUCUGUCCUGGCGGCUGGUCAUUGGGACCUCUUGCGUCAGAGUUUGGCUGUGUGCGACGUUCCUGACUGGUGGUCGCCUCCUUGGUGUCGUCCUGUCCAUCGUCCGCAUGCUGCGCAAGCUCGUGGUCGUCGCCCGUUGCUUCCUCAUGAAUGGCAUCGCGCCCAAAGUUCCAAACGCAGUCGCCCCCCUGUUCCUGUUGCUCCUUGUGUUGGUGGCCCUGUCCGUUCGCGCAGUCGUUCCCGUUUUCGCGAUCAAACCUUGCCUGUGCCGGUUGCUCAACCUGCUGUAGUUGGAGCUCGUAAGGUCUCUGUGGCUGUUCCCACCUCUUCUGUGAAGAACAAGAAGAAGCGCAAGGCGAAAGGCCAAGCUGAUGUCAAAGGGGGUGAAACUGAAUCUGGUUCAACUCCUUCCUUGUUUCGGGUUGCUGCUAUGAAUGUGACUUCCCUUUUUUCCCGUGUUGCUGCGGUCUGUGCUCUUACGUUUGGUCUGGCGUGUGUCUCGGAGACUGCUCUCACCGGUACCGGGCAAGCCAGUGUUACUAUGCGACUGCAGCAGUCAGGGCGUUGUGUAGUUUGGGGCGCUCCUGUGCAUGGUCCUGGCGUUUCGUCGUCUCGAGGUGUUGCCUUGAUUGGUGGUCCUGGCGUUCGUCUUUCGCCGCUUGAUCUCCCGGAUUGUCUGUUGGAUUAUUGGGCCGAUGGUCGUAUUGUUGCUGGCAAAGUGUCUCAGCAGUUUGGCAAAGCGGAUAUUACUUGUGUUGCGUGCUACGGUCACACACAUGAUGUUCAACGCCGAGAAGACAUGCUGAGCCAGAUUGUUGGUUGGGUGCUGUCGUUGCCCGGUCAUGUCCUUGUCGCUGGGGAUCUCAAUUCCUCUCUUCAGGAUUCACUUGCUUUACACCAGCUCGUGCGGCAGGGUUAUCGAACGGCCAAUCCUCAGGAAGUUGUGACAUGCCGUGCUCAUAACUCUCACACGGGUUCCGUUAUCGACCAUGUCCUUUUUUCUCCUUCAUUGUUGCAGUCCUUUGUGUGUGGGGAGGUUCUCUCUGCUGCUCCCUUCCCCACCCACCGACCCGUUUGCGCUGAUUUUGAUUUCAAUCCUGCUCAUGACUCUUGGAGUGUUUUGCAACCUCCUCGGUCUUUCCCUCUUUCCGAGUGUGUCUCCCGUUCUGUUAAGUCCCAGGAUUGGUCUGCUGACUUUAUUCAUGUCUCUAAUCUCCUUGAAGAUGAACGCCCUGAUGAUGCGUAUGCUCUAUGGACCCAACUCGCUGAAUGUGAACUUGCGCGGCAGUGCCGACUUGGUGGAAAAACUGUGUGCUCCUCCCAUUUCGGUCGCGCUGUUGUUCCUGCUCUUAGGGUUUGUGAUCCGCAGUCUCUUCGGCUCCAAGGUGAUGUUGACUUUCGUCGACUUGAACGCGCUCGUGCUGGCUUAGCUGAACUGUGCUCCUGUUGGGAUUCUUGUGUUGCUAACAAUCACAGCCAAGCCAUCUGGACAAAUGCUCGUCGUCGCAUCCUCCUUGUGUUUCGCUCUCAUCCUCUCCCGAGCCAACUCCCUGGCAAGGUUGAAGUCCAAACUCAACUUGAUUGGUUGCGGCGCACGAUUGAUCGGCGCAAUAAACAACGUCGCGAUGAAGUUUUGUCGGCCUGGCGCACUCGCAUGCAAAUGUCGCAGGCUGAAAGAUUCAAAUGGGCUAAGGCCAAAUACACCUCCUGGCAAAACAUUCACGAUACCGUUGCUUGCUUUCGAAAGGUUGAAGAGAUCUGGCAACCGAUCUUGGCUCGACGCCCGGAUGCAGCCCCUUCUUGCCCAUCAAACUUCACCGAAAAUGGUUUUGCUGAGCCUGCCUUGUCUAGCUCUCUCAAAAGUACGUUGCACCAGCUUGAUAUGCUUCGCAUGUCUGGUUCUGAUCUUCGGUCUGCAGUUGACAAAAUUGCGGCUCACUCCGCUUGUGGUGCUGACGGUUGGCGUCGGUGUGAGUUGCUUGCCUUGCCCGCCUGUUUCUGGGAUCUCUUGGCUCAGGUUUUGUAUGGCAUGGCUGCUUCUGGCACUUGGCAUCCUUGUUUGCGCACGGUUGUGACUACUUUGAUUCCCAAGAAAGCUUCUGUUGACUUUCUGACUGAUCCUGCUGGUUUGCGUCCGAUCUCUGUGGCUUCUGUGGUUUACCGUGCUUGGUCUGGUGUCGUUGCGCAACGUCUGCAUGCUGUUUUGGAGUGUUCUCUGCCAUCGUGCUCUCAUGGCUUUCGCACUGGUGAGUCUGCCCAAGCUGCUAUGGCCUCCACGUAUCUUCGUUGUCAAAAUGCUUCCUUGUCUGGUUGUCAUGUUUAUUUGGUUUCCUAUGACAUGCACAAGUGUUUCGACUCGCUUCCUUGGCGCAAAGUGCGUGACAGCUUGGUUGAAUGCGGCGUGCAACCUGCGUGUGCUAGUGCUCUUCACAGUCUGUGGUCUGGUCUUCGUCGUAUUUGGAAACUCCAAGGUCGUUUCUCUGACGCGUCCUUCUCCAGUACUAACGGCCUGUUUCAAGGGGACCCUAGCGCUCCGGCGUGUUUGUCUGCGUUUCUCUGCUGUCCUAUUCGUGAGUUGGCUCGUCGUUUUCCUGAGGUUUCUAUCUCGCUUUAUGCUGAUGAUGUCCUGUUGUCUUCGCCUCAUCUGUCUCAGCUUCACGCUGCGCAUGAUUUCUUUGUUAGUUGGCUUCAGGACCAGCAUGUCACCUUGAACAUCGGUAAGUGCAAGUGGGCCAGUACUUGUCCAGGCAAUGAUGCCGUGAGCGCGGCUCAUUUUCAAAUUGGAGGCGUCAACUUGGGGCGUCUCACUAUUUUGGAAAUAUUGGGUGGGCAUUUUGAUCUCGGCGCUCUCUGCGUUGGCUCUUCUGCUCACUGGACUGCGUUGUUGGACAAGUUCUUAACCAUUGCCAAACGGUUCAAGUGUUUGUCAGUCGGGUAUGAACCUCGAUCUAGAGAUAUUGGGGCUUUGAUGAAUAUGCUCACUUACUCUGCUAUCGCUUGGGAUCCUCUGAGUGCGGUUGAUGCUCGCACACAGCGCAUCCUUGUCAAUGUGCUCUCUGGUGGUCGCACCAAUACCCGUAGGUGCUUAGAAGUUAGUCUUGCUCUUCUCAGUCCUAUUCAUCGGUCCUCUAUUCCUCAUGCGCUGCUUCAUGAACAGGUUGCGUUGUUGUUUCGGCUGGCAAAUACCAAUUUGGAAUAUCAACAGCUUUUGCAGUCCCAUUUCCAUUUAUGUUCUGAAAUGACUUGUCCUCCUGCUGAUUCCUUUUAUGUUCGGCUUCAACAGGCCCUUCAGGCUUUUGGGUGGAGGUGGGUUGCUUGGAAUCAACUGGCGUCUCAAAGCGGACAAAUGUUUCAUCUAGUCUGCAAGACCAUGGAAUGUCGCCGCAGAGUUAUGUGUCAAUCCUUCGCCCAGGCCUCUGAUAUGGCUGAUGUGAUGAAAACUUUUGCAAGCACACGUUUGCUUCAUAAGAGGGAACUGCAUCAACAUAGCCUUUCAUGCUUGCAUGCUUUGCGCGAUGCCAUGCGCCAUGUGUGUUUUCAGACUGCUAGUCGGCGCAGACGUGACAUGCGCAAUUUGGAACAUGUUGAUCGGGCUCUGUUGCGUCGUGUUCUGGGUUCCGAUGAGGUUGCAUGCAGUAUUCGUUGUAUUAUGCAAGGUGCCACUCUCACUGCUGAUCGUCUGAACCGGUCUUCUCGCGGUACUGUGUCUGCUACUUGUCCGUUUUGUCGCCUUGGUGUUGAAACCGAGAUUCAUCGUUGGUGGCAAUGUCCGCGUUGGGAUUAUGUCAGGUCUUCCUGCUUGGGUGAGCAUGCCCCUGUGAUUUGCGCCCAGCUUGCUGCAAGCGACUCUGUCGCAUCAAUUUGUGGCAUCCCCACUCUGGGUUUGUCAGCUUUUCUACAGUCAAAGUGGGUAGACAUUUGUGCUUGCAUGGCGGCUGUUUUGGGAGCUGCCAAUGAACAUGAUCAGUAA
Messenger RNA from Cladocopium goreaui, 8345 nucleotides. The record is from the annotation of a GenBank genome assembly. Lineage: Eukaryota; Dinophyceae; Suessiales; Symbiodiniaceae.